This is a messenger RNA of Piliocolobus tephrosceles (Ugandan red Colobus), 3451 nucleotides long. It is a transcript of the gene SPNS2, whose product is annotated as SPNS lysolipid transporter 2, sphingosine-1-phosphate. Gene Ontology annotation, biological process: lipid transport; sphingosine-1-phosphate receptor signaling pathway; transmembrane transport. Gene Ontology annotation, cellular component: membrane. Lineage: Eukaryota; Metazoa; Chordata; Mammalia; Primates; Cercopithecidae. The transcript is spliced from 12 exons. The record is from RefSeq and is a predicted model, not a curated record. The coding region runs from base 162 to 1898 and encodes 578 amino acids. Gene Ontology annotation, molecular function: transmembrane transporter activity; sphingolipid intramembrane carrier activity.
AGCUGAGCGGUGGCGGCGCCGCAGCCGGGGUUGGAGCGCAGGAGCCGACGGGGCCCGACCGGGAUGGUGCAGCGGCGGCUCCGCGGCGCACACACGCGCUGAGCGGGCCCAAGCUGGGUCCCGCGCCCCCCGCGCCCCCCGCCGCCCCGAUCCCGGCCGGCAUGAUGUGCCUGGAAUGCGCCUCGGCGGCGGCGGGCGGCGCGGAGGAGGAGGAGGCGGACGCGGAGCGGCGGCGCCGGCGCCGGGGGGCGCAGCGAGGGGCUGGCGGUAGCGGUUGCUGCGGGGCGCGGGGCGCGGGCGGCGCUGGAGUCUCGGCCGCGGACGAUGAGGUGCAGACGCUGUCGGGCAGCGUAAGGCGGGCCCCGACCGGACCCCCCGGCACCCCUGGCACCCCCGGCUGCGCAGCUACUGCAAAGGGCCCCGGCGCACAGCAGCCCAAACCGGCCAGCUUGGGCCGCGGGCGGGGGGCAGCCGCCGCCAUCCUCAGCUUGGGCAACGUGCUCAACUACCUGGACAGGUACACCGUGGCAGGCGUCCUCCUGGACAUCCAGCAGCACUUUGGGGUCAAGGACCGAGGCGCCGGCCUGCUGCAGUCAGUGUUCAUCUGUAGCUUCAUGGUGGCUGCCCCCAUCUUCGGCUACCUGGGCGACCGCUUCAACAGGAAGGUGAUUCUCAGCUGUGGCAUUUUCUUCUGGUCGGCCGUCACCUUCUCCAGCUCCUUCAUUCCCCAGCAGUACUUCUGGCUGUUGGUCCUGUCCCGGGGACUGGUGGGCAUCGGUGAGGCCAGCUACUCCACCAUCGCCCCCACUAUCAUUGGCGACCUCUUCACCAAGAACACGCGUACGCUCAUGCUGUCCGUCUUCUACUUUGCCAUCCCACUGGGCAGUGGCCUGGGCUACAUCACUGGCUCCAGCGUGAAGCAGGCAGCCGGAGACUGGCACUGGGCGUUGCGGGUGUCCCCCGUCCUGGGCAUGAUCACAGGAACACUCAUCCUCAUCCUGGUUCCGGCCACCAAAAGGGGCCAUGCCGACCAACUCGGGGACCAGCUCAAGACCCGGACCUCAUGGCUCCGAGAUAUGAAGGCCCUGAUUCGAAACCGCAGCUACGUCUUCUCCUCCCUGGCCACGUCGGCUGUCUCCUUCGCCACAGGGGCCCUGGGCAUGUGGAUCCCGCUUUACCUGCACCGCGCCCAAGUUGUGCAGAAGACAGCGGAGACGUGCAACAGCCCGCCCUGUGGAGCCAAGGACAGUCUCAUCUUUGGGGCCAUCACCUGCUUUACGGGCUUUCUGGGUGUGGUCACGGGUGCGGGAGCCACGCGCUGGUGCCGCCUGAAGACCCAGCGGGCCGACCCACUGGUGUGUGCCGUGGGCAUGCUGGGCUCUGCCAUCUUCAUCUGCCUGAUCUUCGUGGCUGCCAAGAGCAGCAUCGUAGGGGCCUAUAUCUGUAUCUUCGUUGGGGAGACGCUGCUGUUUUCUAACUGGGCCAUCACUGCAGACAUCCUCAUGUACGUGGUCAUCCCCACCCGGCGGGCCACUGCUGUGGCCUUGCAGAGCUUCACCUCCCACCUGCUGGGGGACGCCGGGAGCCCCUACCUCAUUGGCUUUGUGAGUAACCCCGGGGUGGGGCUGGCCUGCGGAGGUUGGGGGCUUCAGGAGGGCUCCACUCUAACAUCCACCCCCAAAUCCUCACAGAUCUCAGACCUAAUCCGCCAGAGCACCAAGGACUCCCCGCUCUGGGAGUUCCUGAGCCUGGGCUACGCGCUCAUGCUCUGCCCCUUCGUCGUGGUCCUGGGUGGCAUGUUCUUCCUCGCCACUGCUCUCUUCUUCGUCAGCGACCGCGCCAAGGCUGAGCAGCAGGUGAACCAGCUGGUGAUGCCGCCCGCAUCUGUGAAAGUCUGAGGUGGUGCCAUUGGGACAAUGAAGAACUCACAUUCCCACCUCGUCUGGGAGGUGUCCUACAGCGUCCGGGACCGGCUGGGCUGCCCCAAAGCUUUCUGUGUGAUCCACGGCUAGGCAUCCACCCUCUCUGGCCUGGGCCUGCUGAGUGGCCCUGGCAUCAAGAGGCUGUGUCCUCAGUUACCCUGGAAGGAUGUGUGUGUUGGAGCCACGUGGUUGGACAGAUGCCCAGCCCUAGGUUUGGGCUGCAGGGCCCCUGGGGCCAAGGAAGAAGACAGCCCCAAGUGGGUGUCCGGGGAGAGCCUGGCCUGCCACCAGCUUAUGUGAUCUUGGGCAAGUCCCUGCCCUCCCUAGAACGAAGGGCCAGGGGGCUGGACUUUCCCACACAACUUGCUGGGCAAAGCAGGAUCUGCAGCUUUGAAGACUCAACAGACCCUGGACCUUACAGAGAGCAGGUGGCCCAGGCCUCAGGGCGGCAGUCCCGGCUUUGAGGCUCACGUAAGGGCCUGGUGUGCAGAGACCACUGCUUCUCAGCUGGGCCUCGGACCCUGGGGAUAUCGGACUCAACCUGGCAACUGAAGCUGGGCACCCAAGUCGCUGGGUACUCCCUGGCCUGGCUGGUCUCUCUGGAGGACACUCACUAUCUCGGGUUGGCUCCUAGCCUGGAGGUCCCAGAUGGGGACUGUUCUGACAAGCUGGCAUCAGCAGGGGUGAAGGCCCUGGCUACAGCUGUACACCACCUGUGGCCCCAGGCUCGAGGUCUCUAGGAGGUACAGGGCUCCUCUCCCUGCCACCACCCCCCAAGCCAGGAACCCACUCCCUCCCUGAGGCUGAGCCAAGCCUUUUCCAGGGCAGGGCCCAGGAGACCAUUCCCAGAAUCCAUGGGGCAGUAGCCAGGGCUCCGGCUGCUGGAGGAAGCAGCCAUCCACAGAGCUUCCUGCCCCGGAGCUGAGGCCGAGGCCCCCGGGAGACGCCAGCCCCUACCCGCUGGUAUUCCAGCAAAUGACCCCGGGCGCCAGGCCUGCGAUCACCCAUGUCCCAUCCGUGCACACACCAGGAUGCAGCUGCCACCUUCACACCAGCCCCAACCCGCUUUGGGGGAGCUUACCUCCUGCGUCACACACUCCCUGCACAUCUGCUGCCAUCAAGGUGGUUCUGGUGCGGGGGGCCCUUGUGGCCAACAGGAGACCCCAAGAGCCGGCUUGGACAAUGCUCUUCUUGCCCCUUCGUUACUGGCUGGCUGUGGCUUCAGUGGUGUGUAAGCUAGUGGAAUACCCACCCACCAAGCUCUGGGGUACCCUGGGGGUCUGACAGGAGGAUGGGGUGGGGGUGGUAUCCCCCAAAGACCAGCCUCCACCCCCCACUCCAGCCUCAGCGGGGCCCCAGCGAUGUUUUCUUGUUGUGCAAGAACCAGGUCCGAGUGUUGCCUCCUCUUCCUUCCGGAAGCCAAACUGCUCCUUUAUUUUUUAGGGCUGCUGAUUGUGAAUCUCAGAGUCUUAAGAGAGAAGCCAAAUAUAUUCCUCUUGUAAAUGAAGAAAUAAACCUAUUUAAAUCAC